Entamoeba invadens IP1 is the source of this 810-nucleotide messenger RNA. RefSeq names its product ariadne RING finger, putative. The transcript has a single exon. NCBI's taxonomy places the organism in Eukaryota, Evosea, Mastigamoebida, Endamoebidae. Bases 1 to 810 code for a protein of 269 amino acids. Gene Ontology annotation, cellular component: cytoplasm; ubiquitin ligase complex. The record is from RefSeq and is a predicted model, not a curated record. Gene Ontology annotation, molecular function: ubiquitin conjugating enzyme binding; zinc ion binding; ubiquitin protein ligase activity. Gene Ontology annotation, biological process: protein polyubiquitination; ubiquitin-dependent protein catabolic process; positive regulation of proteasomal ubiquitin-dependent protein catabolic process.
AUGGACGAGGAAACUAAACAGUGUAUAUAUAAGAUGUACUGCGAUGAAUACAAAGACUCAAUUGUAAGUAGAGAGAAAUCAAAAAUCGAAGAGGAAAUGAAAACUCAAGAAUUACUCGAUAAAGAACACGCCGAUCGUGAAGCAGUGCUUCAAGAUAAAGUCUACACGUGCGACAUCUGUUACGAAGAUGUUCCUGCAUCGUCGGUAUACAUUUUUGAUUGCGAUCAUCACUUCUGUUUAGGCUGCGCAUACGACCAUAUCCACACACAAAUAUUUAAUGGUGUGACAGAUAUUCGAUGUCCGUUCUCGGGAUGCGGCCAUGUGAUUUCAUUUGAAGAGAUAUACCAAAUCAUACGCAACCAUGAACCUUACGAUAAGGACCUUGCCGAUCGAUACGAGCGUUUCUUAGUUAACGAUUACAUGAAACACGAGCCAAAUUGCAGAUAUUGUCCCAAAUGUGGUAACGCCAUUUUAGGUGAUCCAAACACUCCCGAGAUAUUUUGUCGAAGCGAAGAGUGCAAGAAAGUGAAUUUCAGGUUCUGUUUCAAUUGUAAAGAAGCAUGGCACGAAGGCCUAACAUGCGCGCAGUAUCAAGAAUGGAAACGAAUGAACUGCGAAGCAGACAAAAGGUUCUUGUCGUGGGCUCAGAAGAACACGCGAAAGUGUCCCAAGUGUUCCGCAACCAUCGAGAAAAAUCGAGGGUGUAACCACAUGACUUGCGCCAAUUGUGGGUAUCAGUUCUGUUGGCUGUGCAUGGCCCCGUACACGUCGAACCAUUUCCGAAAUGGGAAGUGUAAGCAAUAUUCAUAA